CAGAGCCGCCACUGGGCUGCGCCCCUCCGGGAACCCCCUCUCUUGGACGCUCUUUGAAGUGGGAGAGGGAGGAGGGGAGGCAGAGAGGCAGAGCCGUCUGCACGCAGCCUCCUGGCCGCGCACCUGGCCCUCCUGCCCUCUGCAGCUCUCGGCCUUUUCUCUGGGAGGACAACCUGCUGACCCGGGGCCAGGAUGGACGGCAGAUGGCAGCAUUCUCGCUGGGCCUGGUCCCUGCUGGCCGUGGUGCUUGUGGCUGGCGGUGCAAUGUCAACAGAGGCCACGGACAACAGCCCAACGUCCAACAGCCUGGAGGGGGGCGCUGACGCCACGGCCUACUGGUGGGGGGAGUGGACCAAGUGGACGGCGUGUUCCCGCAGCUGUGGGGGCGGGGUGAUGUCCCAGGAGCGGCACUGCCUGCAGCAGAGGAGGAAGUCCGUCACAGGCGCCGGGAACAGGACCUGCACGGGCACCUCCAAGCGCUACCAGCUCUGCAGAGCCCAGGAGUGUCCGCCGGACGGGAGGAGCUUCCGCGAGGAGCAGUGCGUCUCCUUCAACUCCCACGCGUACAACGGGCGGACCUACCAGUGGAAGCCUCUGUACCCGGAUGACUACGUGCACAUCUCCAGCAAGCCCUGUGACCUGCACUGCACCACCGUGGAUGGCCAGCGGCAGCUCAUGGUCCCCGCCCGCGACGGCACAUCCUGCAAGCUCACCGACCUGCGAGGGGUUUGCGUGUCUGGAAAAUGUGAGCCCAUCGGCUGUGACGGGGUGCUCUUCUCCACCCACGCGCUGGACAAGUGCGGCGUCUGCCAGGGGGACGGGAGCAGCUGCACCCACGUGACGGGCAACUACCGCAAGGGCGGCACCCACCUCGGUUACUCUCUGGUGACCCACAUCCCAGCCGGCGCCCGAGACAUCCAGAUCGUGGAGAGGAAGAAGUCGGCGGACGUGCUGGCCCUUGCAGACGAAGCUGGCUACUACUUCUUCAACGGCAACUACAAGGUGGACAGCCCCAAGAACUUCAACAUCGCCGGCACCGUCGUCAAGUACCGGCGGCCCAUGGACAUCUACGAGACCGGCAUCGAGUACAUUGUGGCCCAGGGGCCGACCACGCAGGGCCUGAACGUCAUGGUGUGGAACCAGAACGGCAAGAGCCCCUCCAUCACCUUCGAGUACACGCUGCUGCAGCCGCCGCACGCGCACCGCAUCCCGCCCGUGUACUUCGGCUUCCCCGAGCCCGGCUCUGACAGCACCGAGAGCCAGGAGCUGGACGGGGCCGGGCCGCUGGGCUUAGUGCCUCACAACGGCUCGCUCUACAGCCAGGCCUCCUCGGAGCGGCUGGGCCUGGACAACCGGCUGUUUGGCCACCCGGGCCUGGAGCUGGAGCUGGGCCUGAGCAAGGGGCAGGAGACCAACGAGGUGUGCGAGCAGCCCGGGGGUGCGGCCUGCGAGGCGCCAGCCAGGCCCAAGGGCUUCCGAGCCCGCAACACCACCGGGACCGCUCUCGCGGGGGACCAGGAUGACCGAGAGGCUGAUGCCCGUCUCGCCUCCCAGGAGUUCUUCUCAGCCAACGCCAUCUCCGACCAGCUCCUGGGCGCGGGCUCCGACUCCAGGGAGUUCCCGCUCAACGAGACGGUGAACAGCAUCUUUGUGCAGGGCGCCCCGCGGAGCUCCCUGGCCGAGAGCCUCCACGCCGACUACGAGGACCCCGAGGAAGCCGGUGCCUACCUGCUCAACGGGUCCUACCUGGAGCUGAGCAGUGACAGGGCCACCAACACCUCCUCCGAGGGGCCCGUCCCCAGCAUCAGCACCAGCCUCCCCACCUCGGCUGGGAACAGGACUCACAAGGCCAGGCCCAGGCCCAAGGCGCGCAAGCAGGGCGUGAGUCCCGCGGACAUGUACCGGUGGAAGCUGUCGUCCCAUGAGCCCUGCAGCGCCACCUGCACCACAGGGGUCAUGUCGACAUACGCCAUGUGCGUCCGCUACGAUGGCGUUGAGGUGGAUGACAGCUACUGUGAUGCCCUGACCCGUCCCGAGCCCGUCCACGAGUUCUGCGCGGGGCGGGAGUGCCAGCCCAGGUGGGAGACCAGCAGCUGGAGCGAGUGCUCGCGCACGUGCGGCGAGGGCUACCAGUUCCGCAUCGUGCGCUGCUGGAAGAUGCUGUCGCCCGGCUUCGACAGCUCCGUGUACAGCGACCUGUGCGAGGCGGCCGAGGCCGUGCGGCCCGAGGAGCGCAAGACCUGCCGGAACCCGGCCUGCGGGCCCCAGUGGGAGAUGUCCGAGUGGUCGGAGUGCACGGCCAAGUGUGGGGAGCGCAGCGUGGUGACCAGGGACAUCCGCUGCUCGGAGGACGAGAAGCUGUGUGACCCCAACACCCGGCCUGUCGGGGAGAAGAACUGCACGGGCCCCCCCUGCGACCGCCAGUGGACCGUGUCCGACUGGGGGCCGUGCAGCGGUAGCUGUGGGCAGGGCCGCACCAUCAGGCACGUGUACUGCAAGACCAGCGGCGGACGGGUGGUACCGGAGUCCCAGUGCCAGCUGGAGACCAAGCCUCUGGCCAUCCACCCCUGCGGGGACAGGAGCUGCCCCGCCCACUGGCUGGCCCAGGACUGGGAGCGGUGCAACACCACCUGCGGGCGCGGGGUGAAGAAGCGGCUGGUGCUGUGCAUGGAACUGGCCAACGGGAAGCCGCAGACGCGCAGCGGCCCCGAGUGCGGGCUCGCCAAGAAGCCCCCCGAGGAGAGCACGUGCUUCGAGAGGCCCUGCUUCAAGUGGUACACCAGCCCGUGGUCCGAGUGCACCAAGACCUGCGGGGUGGGCGUGAGGAUGCGUGACGUGAAGUGCUACCAGGGGACAGACAUUGUCCGAGGCUGCGACCCGCUGGUGAAGCCCGUCAGCAGACAGGCCUGUGACCUGCAGCCCUGCCCCACGGAGCCCCCAGACGACAGCUGCCAGGACCAGCCGGGCACCAACUGUGCCCUGGCCAUCAAGGUGAACCUGUGCGGCCACUGGUACUACAGCAAGGCGUGCUGCCACUCCUGCAGGCCCCCCCACUCCUAGGCCGGCAGCUGCAGCCCCUUGGAGACUGAGACAGAGCACCCCACCCUGGGGCUGCUGCAGAUUUGGGGGGCCCUCCACAGGCACCCUCCCGCAGGGCGCCUGGGCUGCGAGUGUGACACUGCGCCUCGGCUGUCGAAUGGGGACACCCCGCAGCUCACGGGCCUGUGCGGGGGUCCCAGCGCCCAUCAGCCCCUCCCCGGACAGAGCCGCCCCGGCUGUGGGAACCCGCACAUCUUCCCGUGUGGCUCCUGGGCUGUGGUCCCCACCCCCAGCCCGGCAGUCCCAGCCGAGGGGCCCAGGCCCGGAGCCCAGCGGUGUGGGGGUGGCCGUUUGCUCUGGGGGGGCAGGGCCUUCUCAAGGAGCCUGCAGGUGACCCCCACCGGGGAGGGCGCUGGGGGUGAGGAGGGGGCUCGGGCAGCUGAGGAGGCCAGGUGCACUCCUUCCAGAGGAUUCUCUCACAACUUAGCCUCUGCUCGGCGUCCCCUGUGCGGAACCUGUGUGUGCGGCGGGGCCGCCACACGCCCCGCCCCGCGGGAGGCUCUUCCCCACGGUGCGUGGUCAUGGACAGCGGGCUCCGCCCCAGCGCCGUCGGUGCUGGUCUGUGUAUGUUAAUAAAGUGGUCGUAUUUAUGGCGGCAUUGUGGGCUCUCAGUGGCUUCUGGCCCGAGGGGUGGGCGGCCCGGGGGAUGGGGAGCCCGAGUGCGGCCACGCGGGUCUGUCCAGCUCGCCGAGGCCCGGUGCAGGGCAGGCGGGCGUGCGGGGACUGCCGCACCUGCUCCAGGACGGCAUCGGGAGCAGAAAGGACAAAAGGCAACAAGAGAGCGGGGCCUGCGGGAGCAGCGUUCGGGGGCAUCAGGAUGCGGGGCCCGGAGUCUGGAAGGAGCUGAAACCGCAAGUCCAUAAUCACGGGUGCUAGGGGCACAGGGGUGACCUGGAGGGACGUGGCAGGAACUGCUGCCCCCGAGCCUGACCCAGGAGCUCCCCCUGGGGGUGUGCGGGAAGAACAGGAGGUGAGAGGUGGCCCCGGGCCCAGAGGCAGCAGCCACCACUGUGUCCUGGGCCUCCCGGGGCUCCGGACCCGGCCUUGCGGGCGCAGGGCCAAGACGCUCGGAGCCGCUGUUCCGGACAAUCCCGCAGCAGGAGUGGCUUUUCCCAGACCAGAGGGUGGGAAGAAUGUGAACGGAAGGAAACAAACAGCUGCCACAGAGCCUCGUGGAGGACGCAGUGGACAGAGGACCUGGCAACCCGCCACGGGACAGCAAGUCCGUCUCUGGGCCGAGCAUGGCAUAGAAGUGUCUCCUUUGGGCGCCGGCAGCAGGGAGCUCUCCCUCCCCACCCUCCUUUCUGCCAACACUUAUUGUGCACUUGCUGUAUGCCGGGCUCUGUGCCAAGCACUGCGUCGACACUGUCUGGUUUCAUCGUCCUAAGAGCCCCGUGAAGCCAGUGUCAUCUCCAUCGUGUGGACGUUAAAACUGAGGCUCAGAGGAGGAAGCCAAGCGUGGCGUGCUGCAGUGGGCCCUUGCCCGACAGCCCUGGCCCGGCCUCCCACCCCGAGAGGGAAGGCGGACGCUGCCCAGCACCAGGUGGGACAAGGUACCGCCCGGGAAGCUCCAACGGGCUCUGGACUGGCCCGCACCCCGCACACUGAAGACUCGGCAGGUCAGUGGGAGACAAAGAGGACAGAGACCAGAGAGGACGCAGGAAAGGGAGACAGAACAGCCGCAGGAAGUGCCACCUCCAGGCCCCCGCCCCCCCCGGGCUGAUGCAUCAGAAGCAAACUCCAUGGGGAGGGGACCAGAGAGCAAAAGCCCCAGGAGGGGCUCAGGGCCUUGGGAUGAAUCCAUGAGCAUGUCCCGACCAGGCAGGAGAAGAAAAAGGAAGAAGAGGAGGAAAAAUCGAGAACGCCACACCUAGCAAGUCUUCCCCUGCGCCUCUGCAUCUUGGGGUGAGAGCAAGAACCGUCCUGC
Messenger RNA from Lemur catta (Ring-tailed lemur), 5026 nucleotides. It is a transcript of the gene ADAMTSL2, whose product is annotated as ADAMTS like 2. Gene Ontology annotation, cellular component: extracellular matrix. Bases 193 to 3060 code for a protein of 955 amino acids. The record is from RefSeq and is a predicted model, not a curated record. The transcript is spliced from 22 exons. Lineage: Eukaryota; Metazoa; Chordata; Mammalia; Primates; Lemuridae. Gene Ontology annotation, biological process: extracellular matrix organization.